AUGAAACGCCCUAAUUUGUUCGGUCUAGUUAGCGUCCGAAGUGAAGAUGACGACUCAUAUUCUCAAAAUGGUAGUAGUAAUACAGAUCAUUCACAAACUAUUAAUAAGAAAAAUGAUAUACAGAUAGAUGUCACGUCAUACUCAAGAGACCAGAAUAAUAAUCGUAAAAAUAGUUCCGAUGACGUAAUUAAAUCAUAUAGCGAUGGUGAAACACCCGAGACUAUUGAUUUAGAAAAAUCAGAUCUAGAACCAACAGAAUUGGUAUUACAACAAGGUCUGAGUUCAAGAGCUGUUCAAUUCAUCGCUUUGGGUGGUGCUAUUGGUACAGGUCUUUUCGUCGGUACAAGUUCAGGUUUAACCCAAUGUGGUCCCGCAGGUUUAUUUACUUCCUAUAUUAUUAUGGCAUCUGUGCUGUAUCCUAUUAUGAAUGCAUUUGGUGAAAUGGUAUGCUAUUUGCCUGGUGGGAGAGGUAGAAGUUCUCAAGGGUCUGCCGCUUAUUUAGUCUCGAAGUACGUCGAUAAAUCUCUAGGUUUCGCUACAAGUUGGAAUUAUUAUUAUUGUUACGCAAUCUUAGGUGCUGCUGAAUGUACUGCUGCGGCAGGUGUUGUAGAAUAUUGGACUUUGAAGAUUCCCAAGGCAGGUCUUAUUUCGAUAUAUAUUUUCGUCAUUGUAUUAUUAAAUUUUGGUCCAGUUAGAAUCUACGGUGAAACUGAAUUUUGGUUCGCUAUUACUAAGAUCAUUUGUAUUCUAGGUUUAAUCAUCUUAUGUUUCAUCUUGUUUUGGGGUGGUGGUCCAAAACAUGAUAGACUGGGAUUCCGUUACUGGAAAGGUGACCUAGCAUGGGCUAAUCAUUCUGCUCCAGGUAAUACAGGUAGAUUUCUAGACGUGUAUACUGGUAUCAUCAAAGCAGGUUUCGCCUAUAUUUUAGGACCAGAAUUGGUCUCUUUAACAAGUUCUGAAUGUCAGGAUCAAAGAAGAAAUAUAGCUAAGGCCUCCAGAAGAUUUGUCUACCGUUUAAUCAUUUUUUACUGUUGCAGUGUCCUGGGUAUUAGUGUCAUUGUAUCUCGUAAGGAUCCAACCUUGUUAACUGCUCUAAGUGCUAAUAAAGCAGGGGCUGCAUCAUCUCCUUUUGUCAUUGGUAUUAUUAAUGCAGGUAUUCCAGUUUUACCUCAUAUUAUUAAUGCUUGUAUUAUGUUAAGUGCAUGGUCUGCUGGUAACGCCUAUAUGUUUGCUGCUUCCAGGUGUUUAAUGACCAUGGCAAACGAAGAAGGUGCCCCAAAGAUCUUUGGGAAAAUCAAUAGAUUGGGUACCCCAUAUGUUGCUGUCGGUUUCACCACAUUAUGGUUUUGUUUGGCUUAUCUAAAUGUCAGUUCUUCUUCUGCAGAUGUCUUUGCCUGGUUAUCCAAUAUCAGUACCAUCUCUGGGUUCAUCGGUUGGGGUGUCUCUUGUAUCGCUUAUUUGAGGUUCCGUAAAGCUAUUAUCUACAAUGGUCUGACCGACAGAUUACCAUUCAGGGGACCCUGGAUGCCUUAUACUAUUUGGUACGCUUUGAUAUGGGUUAUCAUUUUAUCCUUAACUAACGGUUAUCAGACAUUCAUGAAUGGCUACUGGAGUGUCUCUGAUUUCAUAGCUGCUUAUAUUACAUUGCCUGUCUUUUUUACAUUACUAAUCGGACAUAAACUAUACACUAGAACAUUCUUCACAUGGAAAUGGUAUAAACCAGUGGAACAAAUUGAUGUGAUAACAGGUCUUGACGAGAUAGAAGAAAUUACAAAAGAGAUCGAUGAGAACAGGGUCCCACCUAAUUCCUGGUGGGAAAAGGUUCUGGAUUGGUUAAUUUGA
Molecule: messenger RNA, 1842 nt
Organism: Maudiozyma barnettii
Lineage: Eukaryota; Fungi; Ascomycota; Saccharomycetes; Saccharomycetales; Saccharomycetaceae
Gene: PUT4
Product: proline permease PUT4
Exons: 1
Coding region: 1-1842 (613 amino acids)
Biological process (GO): amino acid transmembrane transport
Cellular component (GO): membrane
Molecular function (GO): amino acid transmembrane transporter activity
Source: RefSeq, a predicted model, not a curated record